Messenger RNA from Trichophyton benhamiae CBS 112371, 756 nucleotides. RefSeq names its product transcriptional activator of ethanol catabolism AlcS. NCBI's taxonomy places the organism in Eukaryota, Fungi, Ascomycota, Eurotiomycetes, Onygenales, Arthrodermataceae. The record is from RefSeq and is a predicted model, not a curated record. The coding region runs from base 1 to 756 and encodes 251 amino acids. The transcript is spliced from 2 exons. Gene Ontology annotation, molecular function: acetate transmembrane transporter activity. Gene Ontology annotation, cellular component: plasma membrane.
AUGUCCAACGUCGUCCCUCAGCCAAGCGCAAAGGUGCCGCAGACCGAGUGGUCUUCACUCUAUGAGCAGCAAGAACACAAACCCUCAACCGGUUCCCAUGUAGCUCUGCCAUCUUUCGGCAAGCUCGCCAACCCAGCCCCUUUGGGCCUCUUCGGGUUCUCGGUCACAAGUAUUGUGGUUGGGCUGUACAACUGCGGUGCAGGACUGCCCAACUCCAAUCCACGAGGAAGCUCUGGUCCAGAUCAAGCUGCCUUUGGCCUUGCCUUGUUCAUGGGAGGUAUGAUCCAGAUCAUCGUCGGCUUCAUGGAGUUCCGGUCCGGCAAUACUCUGGGUACCACCAUUCACUCUUCGUACGGCGCAUACUGGAUGGCCUACGCAAUGCUCAAGAUUCCCGGAUUGCACAUACGUGAGGCAUACGGAGAUGAACGGUCAUACACAUUCGCACUCGGUAUAUUCCUCAUCAUUUGGGUACUUCUGACGAUUGUUUUCAUGGUUGCGUCACUGCAUUCCAAUAUCUUGUGUCUGCUUGUGUUUGUAUUCCUUGCGCUGUCAUAUCUGUUCGCCGCCAUAGCCAAUUUUAUCGCAACGUCACUCCCAGAGCAGAGCAUCCAGAUAAACAAAGUCGGAGGUGGAUGCGGUGUUGUCUGUGGAAUGAUAGCGUUUUACUGUGCAGCUGCAGGAUUGAUGUCGCCCGAAAUGACUCCUGUACGGCUUCCGUUAGGUCCUGCUCCAUGGGCUAAGGAACAUAUAGUGUGA